ACUACCGCGCCCGUUUCUUAAAAGCAUUACUGCUGCUUUCGACUCGGUCGAAAGUCGUGCUAAGGGAAGAAGUCAUCGGGAGGGCGGCGAUGGAAGCGGGAGGUGUGUUGCCCUUUUAAAUGAUUGUGCGGAGGGUGGGGAUUCUGAGCCGGAGGGCGUAUAUCAGGUUCCAGGACGUGGAGUUCUUACCUGGGCAGGUUUGGACAUCAGAGGAACCCGGCUCUUGAACUUUCCAGCCGCAGUGGCAAACUGACACAGUGUGGGGAGGGGAGUUGCGCCUGUUUUUAGUGUUUCCCCCCCCCCCCCCCCCCCACCUCUCUUUGGAGCCAGUGUCUGCAGCAGGAGGGAGACUUUCAUUUCGCUCUCGCAAAGGGAAAGUCGCGGGGGUUGGGGGCGUGGGGGGAGGUGGGGAAAGAGCGAUGCCGAAUUCCUGGCGAGGCUCCGCUCGCCUCUCCUGGUCCGGGAUGCUGAGUGUGACCGCCGGGCAGGUGCUGUGCCUGUACUGCUCGCUGGUCAGCUCCUUCUGGACCGCGUACAUCAACGUCAGCUUCACCGACCCCGGCACCAACCGGACCCUCUGGCAGAGGACCGAGAGCGGGGUCUACGGCCGGGACUCGCCGCUGGAUAGCGUCCAAGGGCUGGUGGGCGUACCCCCCUCGCCCCGACCGUACGGCUGCAACGCCGACAUCCCUUACUUCAGACCCGACCCCCAGCAGCCUUGGGUGGCCCUGAUCGAGAGGGGCAACGGCUGCACCUUCUCCGAGAAGAUCCUCCACGCCGCCGAGCAAGGGGCGAACGCGGCGGUCAUCUUCAACUACCCUACUCCGGCCAACGAGGUGGUCCAGAUGUCCCACCCAGGGACUGGUGAUACGGUUGCUGUAAUGAUUGGCAACAUCAAAGGCAGUGAAAUUUUGGCACUGGUGAGGGAUGGUAUUUCGGUUUCCAUGGUGAUUGAAGUUGGGAAGCAGCACGGACCAUGGAUGAACCAGUACUCCAUUUUCUUUGUCUCGGUUUCCUUUUUUGUUGUCACUGCUGCCUCAGUGGGAUACUUCAUCUUCUACUCUGCAAGAAGAUUACGGAUUGCGAGGGCUCAGACUAGAAAACAGAAACAACUAAAACAUGAAGCCAAGAAGGCUAUUAACCAACUGGACCUACGCGUCUUGAAGCACGGUGACCAGGAGACUGGUCCAGAUGCUGACAGCUGUGCAGUGUGCAUUGAAGCUUACAAGCCUAAUGAUGUUGUUCGCAUCUUGACUUGCAACCACAUAUUCCACAAGAAUUGUAUUGAUCCAUGGCUUCUGGAGCACAGAACCUGUCCCAUGUGUAAAUGUGACAUCCUGAAAGCACUUGGAAUAGAAGUUGACAUAGAAAAGGUUGAUGAGACACCGGAAACUGAGCAACCGCCCAGCAAUCCUCCCAGAGCGGGACAGGACAGACACACAGAGGUUCCUGAGAGUGCCAUUUAUACUCUGCCGACUACUUUUGGGCCUGAGCAACGAGUGGAUGAAUCUCCUGUAACUGAGGAUAAUCAUUAUUUCAGCGAAGAGCAGCGUCUUUUCAAUAAUGACGCUCGAGUGAAUUCUCUGUCAGUAUAUGUGCUGCCACAGGACAACCCAGGCUAUGAAGAGAUCGAUCUUCAGGAUGAAGUAAAGUCAUGAAUCGUUCCAAAGAAGUAAAACCCUGAAAAUAAAGCCAACCAUCAACUGAUAUGCAGGGAGCACCUCUUAAAUGAACUCUUUUUUUUUUGGUUUAAACAAAGACUUUGGAGUGGCCCACAUUCUACUUUUUCUGCAUUUUUUAAUGCCAAUGUUAUAAAGAGACAGAUGAUUCUUAGAUAGCAUAAAUAUAACAGGCAGCUCAUGAUUAGUCCUCAUGCUGAAGCGCUCAGCACUUCAUGCAGUGACUGCAGUUGAUUUAAGUGAUAUCUGGUGACCACAAGGCUGCAGUGAAGACGAAAACUGUUGAACGUUAUUUUUAACCCUCAAGGCUAAGACAUUGACGGUUUGCAGAUUGCUUAAACCUCUGGUUUUCAAACGUUUUUUUCUGUAUGGAAGUGGGGCGAGGAGGUGGUGUGAGGUUGGGGAAGAGAAAAUAGGCCCCCCCUCACCCCUACAAAUUUGGAUGCAUUCCUGUUCUGAUUCCUAGAAAAAUGUAUAGAGUCAACUACCUGACGGAAAAUGAACAUCACAAAGAAUAAUGUAUUUUUUAUUUUGUAUCAGUAUACAGCAAUAAAAAUAUUAUGCCAGUAAAUCAUCAAAAACAGAAGGGCACGGCAAUGUCCUGCAGACCCUAUGGGAUUACUUUACAAUAAUCUCACAGGGUCUGAAAGCCCCAGUUUGAAAACCUAUGGCUUAAACCAAUGUGAAAAGUGGAAUCCAUUUGUUAUGGGCCUUUAAUCCAUUGCUAGCACUCUGCUGACUGUUGCACUAAAUUGCACUACACUUUGAUGAAAACGUAAACAAAAGGUUAAUUGUCACCCUAUUAAUAUAAUUCUAUAAUAAUGCAAACAAAACCUGCACUGUCUAUUCGUGGUGUCACUCCUGGUUAAUUGCAUCCCUGAUAUGAAAAGGAUCUUUGAUUUAUCAUUCUCAUUAUGUAAAAAGCAGUAUAGCUGGUACAUUUCCUGCAUGAUUAGUGAUGAAUUUACCAGCAUUCUGCUUCACUGAAAGCAAUAGCUCAUCUCUACAUUCUUUUAAUUUUUUUUUCCAAUUCUGAAACAAUGACACAUUUGACUUUUAAAGGCAAGCUUCUCAUCUAUUUUCAGGAUCCAAUAAUGAGCUGAAGAUGCUGUCCAUUAUAUACAUCAGUUGCCUUUAAUUAAACCUCGUGGUCACAAGAACUUUUUCUAUGAAUACAAAUCUUAUGCAGAAUUGGCUUUCUUUAUGCAAAUUUUUUUAAAAGCAACCCUCUUAACCCUCAAUAAAGUAAAUCUAUUUUGGAGAUAAAGCACGUUUGUGAAUAUUUUAUUUGAAGACUUUGAAUAGUUAAUACUGUCGAACAAGAAUAAAAGGGAACAAAAAAACCUGAGAGGAAGAUGCUAACCAGCCUAGUGAGGCAUAGGCAUGCAAUGGCAUCUUUGUAAUGGGCUAGUUUUUCUAUCACUUCCCAAAGCAAACUUGAGACUAAUUAUUCAAAUUGCAAAGAACAGUUGUUCAUGAUCGGCAAGGAAAUGAAAAUUGUUGUAUGCACCUGUUCACAAGUGUGCAGAUUCAGGAGUUCCUAAAGGGGAGAUUAUAGGAGAGAGUGGGAUCUAUUUUAGAUUAACUUUAAUUUUUUAAAAAUUGUAAUUCCACAACUGCCUUACUUUAAUAUCGAGCUUGUAUAAUCCUUUCACAUAAUUGAAUGGAAGCUGUGGUGUUGGGUGGUGAGCGUUUUGCGCAGAAAGAGAGCAUUUAUAUUCAGUGCAUUUGCAUGGUGAUGUGUCUUGAGUCGCUUUUUUAUUUUGCAUGCAGUAGGAUCUCUUGGUACUGAGCAGCUUUCCAAAACCAGCAGGUUCUUGGUUGGUAUCCCAGCCACUGGAAAUCACCCUCCUGGAUUGUGCAUAAGAGAGGUGUUUAGAGCAAAGCUGGAAAAUGUAAUCAGUCAAAACUCAGUGCUUAUCACUUGCUAUGUUGAUCUUCCAGCAGAAUGAACAGCCCCUGCUCUGUCUUACUUCGGUAGGCUGAGAUUCCACUGGUUUGGCGUUUUGUUAUAAAUGACCACUACAGGAGCUAUUACUUAGUUUAGUGAUGUCAGCAAAGUCAUGCUGCUCACCUGAUGCCCACUAUUGAUCGUGUUUUUUUUGAAUCACGGAACACAUGAACCGUGCUUGCACUCUAGAUACGGUCAGUGGAGAUCCACUUCACUGAUAUAAAUAGGACACAUUUUAGUGACUUGAAUUUAGUUUUUUUACUGCAAUACAGAACAACCCUCAAGAAUCACCUUCUUAGGAAAUGAAGCCAGAUUUAACAAAAAAUUGAAUUAUUGCCCAGGAGUUGCUUUUCUGUUGACCAAAACAGAAAACGUCUCAAAGAGUGCUUCUAUCUUCUUGCAAGUGUGUUUAACCUUGGCAAUUAUGUAGCAAAUUUUGAUUUCAAUAAUUUGACUCCGUAUCACACAGUGUUUGCUGGCUAAUUUCAGCAGAUACCCAUCACUCCGUUCAGCGAAUACUAAAUCCAUAGCACUCUUUCCUACUGCUGCACAAAGUCAAGAACUACCCGAGGGUUUCACCAUCUUUUGCAUAUAUUCUUUUCUUCCCAAACCUGUGUUCACUUUUGCAAACACAAAUCCUAUUACUCAAAGUGUGACACUUGAUUUGGGUUUUCUGAAAGGCCACUUCUAAAGUGGUCGCUGGGCCUAAUAGAAAAUAAAUCUCCAAAUGUUGCCAAACUCGGGGCUGUGAUCAGAGGUGCAGCUGACCUGAACUGGAGCAAAAUCGCACGAGAGAACGCCGGGCGAGUGUCCCGACGUCAUAGCGAUGUCUGUCUUGUCAUAUCACAGUCGGCAGGCGCCCGCACACAGGAGUUGGAAGCACGCCCGCUGACAAUUUAAAGUUCCAAUUGAAACCCCAAUUGACCAGGAUUUUUCGUGUCCCAUGCGCUUUUACGCAAGGCGGCCUUCACGUUUUUGCAUUAUUCUCAAUCCAGGGUGAGAUAAAAUGCCCAGAGGAUGUUUUGAAGGUUGAGGGGUUUAGGAGCAUUGCUGUCAGUUGUUUGUAGUUGCCUUAGAGUGUUUGUUUGUGGCAUUUUUUUUGUGUGUGCAAAUAUCCUUUGAACAAUACAGCAGCUCCUCAGCAGUUGUCAGCCUUCAGGGAGCUCAUUGUAACCCUCUCUUGUUGCGUCCCGCCGCACUCCACAGCAGCGCUGUAUGUGUCUCAGCAUGCGUUUCACACUGCCCGCCAGUUAAUCAUACCUUCCCCAAUGCCGGCCAUGAGUGGAUUUCAGAUCCUGGAUUUUCCGAUCGGUGUUAUUUUAACGUCGGUGGUAAUCCGUUUUAGAACAAUUGGGCUGGUGCCAGCUUUGAAAUGGUGCCAGUGCAAGAAAGAAAUAGGAAUAAAAGUGGUACACAGAGUCUGUGGCUGGGGUUUUCCCCGCCCCGUUCCCCCGUGGACAGGAUUUUUUUGGUGCUGCCCAAAGCAAAUGCACUUUUGGCUGGCUCUCCAAAUUUUCCGUGCCCGCCUGCGAUGGCUCCCGCUGCGAAUGGUCCCACAAAAUCCCAGCCUAUGUCCCAGAGAACAUCUCUCAACUAAGCAUCAAAUAAUAACGUGAACAGGUCACAUUUUGCUGCGUUAGCCAAUGUUUUUUGGUUGCAGUUAUCUCUCUAGCUGCUUGAUUGUUGCGACUGGAGCUUUACUAUUGUUGGAUUGGCCCCUGCUCCUGAGCCUGGCCAAGCUGGCAAUUAACAGGUCCAGGCAGUGGGUCAUGGAGGGGGCUGUUACCCCCGAUUGCCUGCCUGCGUAUUGUGGUUCCGUCUGUGCCCAGGUACCCUGGGAGAGGGAGCGCAUGGGUGUCCGCCAGCACGCUUGAGGCCUUCGGCUGGGCACCGCAGGGGCUGGGGUGCAUCAUUGACCCUAGAAACCACACUUUUUGAUUUAUUUUUGAUAAGCUUCCUUUGAGUUUUGUCUUUUUGCUACAGUGCCCCUUUAUUUGUUGAUUUUGUUCAUGUGUUCAUACUCAAGGGCACAAUAAUAUUGCUGGAUAGAACCUUCUAAACACUGCAGCUCCCACUAAUAAAACAUUAAUGCCUACCAAAGCUCGUCUUUCAACCCUAUGUUAACGGAGAGUCACUGGAGGUCAUUUAAACUGAAUCAGCGGAGAGUAACAUUAGGUGGGGUGUAGAGCCAACUUUGCCUUGAGGGUUCUUUUCAAUUUUCUGAUGGGCGAGUUGGGUUAAAAUUGCCCCCACACCACCCUUUUAUAGCAGUCAACAUACCUCUCAUUACAACAUUGGAAGUUAUUUUUUUUUAAAUGUAGAAGAUUCAAAGGCCUUGAGUACUUAUUAAAAUCACAUUUUAAAGCAAUAUGCACCAUUCUUCAUAUUAAUCACAUGCACUUUAUUUAGGGAACUAAAUGAUUUUUUUUUAAAGUUUUGCUUUCUUGGGUGAGCUUAAAUGAGAAUGUUAUAGCUGGUAUUCUGCAAACUCGACUCCUCAAAAAGAAAUUUAAGUGAACUUUUAAUGGGUUUAUUUUACAUAGUGCAUUUUAAAAAUAAAGGGACGGAUGAAUAUUUGUAUUGGAACUUUCUGUGUGAGAAUUUGCUGUACAUAUGAUUAAAAAAAAUCAUUUAUAUUGUCAGGAUUCCUUUAGCAAAGUGUAAAUAAAUUUGAUGUUCUAAUAAAUGGUGUACUGUUUUUAUA
Messenger RNA from Carcharodon carcharias (great white shark), 6334 nucleotides. RefSeq names its product E3 ubiquitin-protein ligase RNF128 (gene rnf128b). Bases 420 to 1658 code for a protein of 412 amino acids. NCBI's taxonomy places the organism in Eukaryota, Metazoa, Chordata, Chondrichthyes, Lamniformes, Lamnidae. The record is from RefSeq and is a predicted model, not a curated record. The transcript is spliced from 7 exons.